This is a messenger RNA of Symbiodinium sp. CCMP2456, 2369 nucleotides long. Lineage: Eukaryota; Dinophyceae; Suessiales; Symbiodiniaceae. The record is from the annotation of a GenBank genome assembly.
AUGGCCCUUAGACCUGUGCCUCUGUCGAUCCUGGGCGGCUCUCUUGCUUCUGUCCUUCUUCGUUCCUUCGAAGAUCGCUUGCCCACCUUCGAUCUCCCUCCCGCUUCUGCUUUAUCUGCCUCUUGCAUAGCCCCGGAGCUCGUGGACUUUGUGCAUUGGCCUUCUUUGCUGGCGGGCAUAGGGAUCGGCGUCAGCAAGGCCCUCUUUAUCGAGUUCUUUGAUUGUUGUAUGAGUGAUCUGGAGGGCGAGCUUUUGAGCUUGGCCAACGCAGUGCGCGAACUCACCUUGGAAGUCAGGAAGCAGGGUCGUGAGCUGCAGGCUCUUCACCGGCUUGUCGAGAGCAGGCUGGACUUUCAGGUGAUCUCUGAGCCCGACAGCAGUCGGCCGGCAACACCGGCCCGCCUUACCGCAGCAUCCAGUGCGUCCGCCGUGGCUGUGUCUUCCAGCAAACAGGCCAGCGGGCUUAUUUCUGAUCAGGAACGCCGGCUUGUGGCUGAGCGAAUCGGAGCCUUCUUCAAGCGGAGCCUAGCAGGGCAGCAUCGCGGUGCCAGUGGUCGCGAGGACAAUCCUUUGGGUUCAAAGCUGUACGUGCUUAUUCGGGACGCGCAGGGUUGCACAUACUCCCCUCCUGUACUUGUGGCGAGCUUUGCAAAGUUGAAGAGGCUUGUGAAGCCGCAAGGCGUUGUCAGUGAGGAAGCGAUUUUCUGUGGUUUCCCGACCCAGUGGGAAGCUGCUUUAGCCUGCAGCAGUGCCGGCCUUGCGCCGUUGCUCGCGAUGUCUGAGGCAGAAGCCGAAGCCGAGGAGAGUGGAUCCGAGGAGGUCCACCGCCCUGCCGACCUCUACUUCGUCUGGUCGGGUGGGGCGACUAAUUUUGAGUAUGAAGUGGGCGCUCUCACUGUUGGAGAGGGCGACAAUGCAAAACAGGUUGCAGUCAUUCUUGUCACAGCUCUCGAGGGCCGAACCCUCGCCGUCUUUCCCCAAGGGGCUUGGGCCAAAAAGGUCAAGCAGCGCCGACUACCCUCAGGCCCUUUUUCAAAGCCGCUCUUGGCCGAGGUGGCCGUCUCUUCGGUGAAAGACCGCAGAUUGCCUGAGCAACGUUCGCGCGUGAAGGUGUGGUUCGGUUUGCUUGAGGAUAGCUUGGCAAAUUUGGUUACGUUUGACGUGCCCGGCCCCGUUGAUAUGGGUUUUCAGCUGGCCGAACAGAGCCGGCUCCCUUUCGCACAGGCCCUUGUCGAUGUGGCGGAGAGCCAGUUUGGAUUCAUGACGGCGGCCAGCCCCGAUCAGGAGGCCGGGGGAAGUGCUGCGUUGGAAGCGCGGCUAAGGGCCCUUGAGGCUUCUUUGAAGUCGGUAGUCGGCAGUGUGCAGCAGCUUGUAGACCGCCAGCCCGAGCGACAGCGGCCAGACGCCGUUGCAAGGAGCAAGGCCCCGGCUAGGAAAAAGAAGCCCGAAGGAUCAAUCCCAGGCACUCCCCCUCCCCCAGGCCGAGCAAGAGAGGUGCCAGGUCUUGACCCAGCGGUCCUGCAAGCAGCUCGUGAUGCGGGCGUGCGGCCCGAUGAACUAAACGAGCUUGCGGGCUUUCUCGGGAGCCGAUCGCGACCCUUGGGUGAUUUCCCAGCUGCAGGUGCUGGUGCCGGUGACCUUGAGGCACCGUCCGAGCUCGGUGGCAGCGGAGCCGAAGGCUCUGAACGUGGCAGCGGCGCCGGAGGCCAAGCUCCCAUCGAGGCUGCCGUGGUUACACUCACAGGGCUCAUGAAGGAGAUUGUCAAGGACCGCACAAAGCAGAGCGACCGUGCGCUCACGCUAGAGUCUGCUUUGGAUCGUGCCGAAUCCUCUUCAUGGGACGCCUCAGGAAGCGCGAGCUCAGGGUCUCGAUCCAAGUCGGUCGCAUACCGCGUGCUCCGCGAAUCCCUGAGGAAAAGGCCUGAGGUCAUAUAUCAAAGCAUCGAAAACUUGCUUGAAGAAGAUUUGUUAUCCCGCCGCGCGACCGGGAACCUGGCCGCGUCUCAAGCGUCGGCCAGAGCGUGGGUCGAGUUCCGCAGCCGGGUGGGAAAUUAUCCCAGCACGAUCAGAGCCAUGUGGGCAAUAGCGGGAAUUUUAGACAGCCUCCGAGAUGGGUCGCCUGCCGAGGCGCGUGCCCGCGCUUGCCUUGCUCUCGCAUCUUUUGACCAACAAAGCAUAGAUAACGGAGCCUGGGUGUAUGCUCAGGAAAUCACGCUAGAGCCUAGCCCACCCCUGAGCGCCUUCCAGUCCCGUCGAGUGGUAGUCUCUGAUCCUCUCGACUCGUAUCAUAGCAAAUUGCUUGAUUCACGCGUCGCCGAUAUACUUUUGCACAGGGUCAAAGAGUUGGAAAGCUACCUUGACGCAAAGCG